UUAAUAAAAAAUAAAUAGGAGAUCCUGGGAAAGCGAAAUGGAGGGGUGUGUGUCUAACCUGACGGUCUGCAAUCUGGCCUACAGCGGGAAGCUGGAGGAGUUGAAGGAGAGAAUCCUGGCCGAUAAAUCCCUGGCUACUAGAACUGACCAGGACAACAGAACUGCCUUGCACUGGGCUUGCUCAGCCGGGCAUACAGAAAUUGUUGAAUUCUUGUUGCAACUUGGUGUGCCAGUGAAUGAUAAAGAUGAUGCGGGUUGGUCGCCUCUUCAUAUUGCUGCUUCUGCUGGCCGGGAUGAGAUUGUGAGAGCCCUUCUGGGGAAAGGUGCUCAAGUGAAUGCUGUCAAUCAAAAUGGAUGUACUCCCCUCCAUUACGCAGCUUCCAAAAACAGGCAUGAGAUUGCUGUCAUGUUACUGGAAGGUGGCGCUAAUCCAGAUGCCAAGGACCACUAUGAGGCUACAGCAAUGCACCGCGCAGCAGCCAAGGGUAACUUGAAGAUGAUUCAUAUCCUUCUGUACUACAAAGCAUCCACAAACAUCCAAGACACUGAGGGUAACACUCCUCUACACUUAGCCUGUGACGAGGAGAGAGUGGAAGAAGCAAAACUGCUGGUGUCCCAAGGAGCAAGUAUUUACAUAGAAAAUAAAGAGGAAAAGACGCCCCUGCAAGUGGCCAAAGGUGGCCUGGGUUUAAUACUCAAAAGAAUGGUAGAAGGUUAAGCAGCUUGGAUUUAUUCUUAACUUUGUAUGUUUUUUUGUUGUCCCCAGUGUCCUAGAAACUAAUGUACUUGUGCAUAAGGCAUCAUUAAUGAAUGAUGAAGUUUUCUCACCAUCAAAGUCUUACAAACAUGUUAACUAUUGUUCCUGCUGAGGUACUUGUUCUAAGCUUAUAACUUGCUUUCUAGGCAUGGAAUAACUGUUGAGAUUUUUCUGCUGUUACCAUGUAGUAUUCUGUAUUGAAUUUUGGUUAACUUUGAGUAUGUGAUUCUGUGGCUGUCAUAAGUCUUCAGCACCCUCCCAUGCACCUUCUGACCCCCUCUGAGGCAGAACAGUGCAACAGCAACAGGUCAGUUGUUUUGCCAGAUGGUUCUAAGUGGAUUCUAGAAUGUUCAGUUGAAACACAUCCUCACCUGUUUUUCAAGCCUCACUCGGGCCUAUGCCAAAUAUUUCUGUUUUUUCAACCGUGAGGUUUAAGUUAUUUUUGUGACAGGAGGAACACAUGUAUUUUAGCGGACCAAAUUUUAAGUUGGAGGGCAUGCUCUAAAAGAUUGAAAAACGAUAGCCCAUGUACCCACGUAUUUCUUUAAUGACGCUUUUUCCCUCAAAAUAACAUGGAUGGUUUUUUAAAAGGAAGUUCUAAGGUACCUGUACUGAGUCAUCCUGUAUGAAAAAGAACGUCAAGCUUGUUAAAACACAUAACAAAAAUGUACUUUGAUUUGUAUUUCAGAAACUAAAAAAUAAAAUGUUGAAAG
This is a messenger RNA of Nycticebus coucang (slow loris), 1470 nucleotides long. RefSeq names its product 26S proteasome non-ATPase regulatory subunit 10. The transcript has a single exon. The coding region runs from base 38 to 718 and encodes 226 amino acids. Gene Ontology annotation, molecular function: protein binding. Gene Ontology annotation, cellular component: nucleus; cytoplasm. Lineage: Eukaryota; Metazoa; Chordata; Mammalia; Primates; Lorisidae. The record is from RefSeq and is a predicted model, not a curated record.